AUGACGCACGCGUUCUAUGCGGAUAUGGGAGGGUUUCUUCUUGAGGGGCCUGGGGUUGAGACUCCGUUCCCGGUUGAUGCGACGCAGUUGGCUUUCCUGGUCGAGCAGGGAUAUGUGGAGUAUCCAGAAAUUACUCGGGAUGAUAUCGAUGAUCGUAACAAGUCAGAUGGGUUCGCGAGGUGCGUUUUGAUCAUGAUCUCGAUGGAGGUCAGUGCGCUGCUGCUGAUGACGAUGAUGCAGAUUUAUCGCAGUGUGUCAGGCGGUUUGGUUGCUGCUCAAUUGCAUCCUGCGCGGAGCCCAGCACCUUGCUUUGACAACACUGGAGCUUACUACUAUCUCCACUGCCCUCCAGAGCUCGAAGAAUGGUACACAAACCCCUUGGAAUUCCUGCAUCCCAACCUGUACAUCUGCCACCUCUUUUGGCGAUACUUCAAUCAGAUUCUCCGCCGGAUUCACUGUCCCAUCUUCUCUCGUCCCGUCACCAGCAAACCUUACAACCGCAUCCCAAGCGACGAUUUCCCGCAUCUAGAUACACUAGCCGACGCCCUCGCUUGUCCGAUUGUCCUCCUCUUUGGCAGCAUGUUCAUGAUCGCUUGGAGCUUUGACUUUCCCUCUUCUCUCGAGCGAAUCCUGUGGCGCAUUGCGUCCUGCUAUACACUGCUAUUCUCCAUCGUCGGCGGUCCAUACAUACAAUUCUGCUACAAAGUUCUUCUUCCACGGCAUGCUGAGAAACGAAGGGCUGGCGAUGUGGAAGCGACUACUCCGCAGACGCGGAUGCAGCAUCUCACUACGAAAAUGAGAAAUAUCCAUCCUUCGAAGGACCCACGGUUGGAGAUUCCGCUGUUGGCGCUCAUUCCUGUGACCGUACUGUGCGCUUUGUAUUGUAUUUCUAGAGCGUAUAUACUCGUUGAGGACUUGGUUGGGCUGAGGGAUCUACCCGAGUCGGCGUUUCAGACGGUGGAGUGGUCCGUUUAUAUCCCUCAUUGGUAG
This is a messenger RNA of Aspergillus novofumigatus IBT 16806, 990 nucleotides long. RefSeq lists its product as uncharacterized. NCBI's taxonomy places the organism in Eukaryota, Fungi, Ascomycota, Eurotiomycetes, Eurotiales, Aspergillaceae. The transcript is spliced from 2 exons. Bases 1 to 990 code for a protein of 329 amino acids. The record is from RefSeq and is a predicted model, not a curated record.